AUGAGCUUAUCUUUAACAUCCUCCACUAUAAAAGCAGUAUGGAUUCACGGUGUCGUUCAUCCCAAUACAUCAAGGCUUAUGACUUGGUCAACGAUGCCAUGUUCCAUUAAUUGGAUUCAGCAACCGAAUUCAAAAGAUCCAAGGUAUAUGGAAGGACGCGGUAAGCGGAAAGGACGGACAUUUAAAGUGAUUCCGCUGCCGGCAGAAGUAGAUCGAACCACGGCGGCCGGGCGGAGCCAGUGGAAAGAUGUUGGCAAAAAUCAGCAGAUUCGCCGGAUGUUCAUUUCUGGAGGAGUCUCAAUGUUCGCUGAAACAAUGCGUCCAUGUCUUGAAAAACAUCACGGACGAGUAUUAUCGUCGUUUUCUGAAGUGGUUAACAAAAGUAUCCCUUUUUGGGAUAAGCUUGCCGAAAUUGAUCGUGAAGGAUGGGCAGCUAGAGCUCGUGUGGAGAAAAAAACUGAUCAUUACAUUUAUAUCCGCAAAGCUCGUGAGAAAGGUUGCAGCGAACGAGAAGUGCUAAGCUUACAGCUUAGCGACUGUGAAAGUGAUCCGGAUGAACUUCCUGGACAGAUUUGCGACGUACAAUCAGUGGAGCGUCACAUGGAAAUGCUGGAACACCCGUCAGAGACAGAAAAUCGAACACCACCACCACCAGCACCACCACCACCACCGCCAUCCACACGUACUCCACCGCAAAUGAAUACGAAAUCAGAGGAAGAGAAUCCGCCCGUUCAGGAUACCGGAACUCAACCACAAAAGGACGAUGGAUCUGUUCGUGCCAGGACGAUUGCACCGGCUACCAUCCCACAUAGAGCGGAGAUUCUGUACAACUGGACGCCAGCAGACCGUAAUCUUCGUUUCGAUAAGGAAACCACGUGGCGUGGAAGAGCGGUGGUCACAAAUGAACAGUCACGACGUUAUAAUCGUUGCACCGGUGGUUUCCGUGACGCUGCGCUUAUUCAAGGAAGUCAAUGGGAUAUGCGCCUCGCCCGUGAAGAAGUGGACAACCAACGGGGUGCUGACACUGUCGCUCCCGCUCGCCGAAAGACGUGA
This is a messenger RNA of Necator americanus (New World hookworm), 1053 nucleotides long. RefSeq lists its product as uncharacterized. Bases 1 to 1053 code for a protein of 350 amino acids. The transcript is spliced from 11 exons. The record is from RefSeq and is a predicted model, not a curated record. NCBI's taxonomy places the organism in Eukaryota, Metazoa, Nematoda, Chromadorea, Rhabditida, Ancylostomatidae.